UGCAUUGAACAUCUGUUUUCACAUUUCUGCCAUAGAUCAUUAUCAAUUAUUUCUACAUCACAUUCACAUUCAAUCUUUGUGGGAAACAAAACAUUUUCGCAGCUCGAAUAAAAUUUUUAUUUUGUCCAACAAUUUCAACAUUUAAAAUGGUUAUAGGCAACGAAGAGAAUUCACCCUCACCAGCUUCACCACCCGAAGAGCAGGAAGAUUCGCCUCCACUGCCAACACCUCCAGCGCUGGACGAAUUAUUGGAACAGGUGGAAGACUAUAUACCAACUGUACCAGAUGCUCUUACUGCACGUUAUUUGAAUCAGUCCGGUUUCGAAAGUAUGGAUCCGCGAAUCGUCCGCAUCAUUUCGGUGGCAGCCCAGAAAUUUAUAUCAGACAUCGCCAACGAUGCUUUGCAGCAUUGCAAGACACGCACAAUUAGCCAGCACUCUGGUGGGCAUGGUUCAAACAAGGAUAAGAAGCCAAACAAAGAUCGUCGGUAUACUUUAGCUGUCGAAGAUCUUACACCAGCUCUAGCAGACCAUGGCAUUACUAUGCGAAAACCGCAAUACUUCGUAUAAAUUGAAUCAACAUAUCGAAGCAAUAUUACAUCAUUUUAAAAUGAAUAAAUUUAGAAACAGGUAUAAAUAAUGAAAAAUUAUUGAAUAAACUCUGGCCUAACUACGUAA
This is a messenger RNA of Anastrepha obliqua, 677 nucleotides long. It is a transcript of the gene Taf10, whose product is annotated as transcription initiation factor TFIID subunit 10. Lineage: Eukaryota; Metazoa; Arthropoda; Insecta; Diptera; Tephritidae. Bases 147 to 569 code for a protein of 140 amino acids. Gene Ontology annotation, biological process: transcription initiation at RNA polymerase II promoter. Gene Ontology annotation, molecular function: RNA polymerase II general transcription initiation factor activity; promoter-specific chromatin binding. Gene Ontology annotation, cellular component: transcription factor TFIID complex; nucleus; SAGA complex. The record is from RefSeq and is a predicted model, not a curated record. The transcript has 2 exons.